UGGAUACGUCGUCAGAUGGAAGCACUAGACGAGCAAUCUGUUUGUUUAUUGGUCGAAAGGUGGCCUUCUUUCUUCAAUAGCAAAAUGGCCGAAUUUCGUAGGAGCACGACAGACGUCCCGGAAUGUUUGUGUGCAUAAACGUGGAAUAAUCAUCGUUGUAAAUAAACUGAAGUGGAAGUGCCGUCCUUUUGUGUCAGUGAAUGCUGUGUUACCCAGUGCUUACAUUGUGAUCUAAGUUUUAACAAGGUGUUUUAUCAGUGUUUUGUGUCUUGUUUUCCCGAGUAACAUCGGCCUGACAUCUGUUUUGGAUUUAUGUUGACUUCAUAACGGUGAUGCUGGGCGGGGCAGGGUCGCCGGGCGGCGAUGAGCUGCUCACCGUCACCGUCGUGCGCGACGAGCACGGAUACGGCAUGAAAGUGUCCGGCGACAACCCAGUAUACGUGCAGUCAGUAAAAGAGCACGGGGCCGCAUGGCGCGCCGGGCUGCGGGCGGGCGACCGCAUCCUGCGGGUGGACGGCGUGCCUGUUCACCACCACACGCACCAGCAGGUCGUCAUGAUGAUCCGAGCCAACCCAACUGCCGUCCUGACGGUGCAUCAGAACACCUCGCGCCACAAAACGCCUAUCACCGCGCCUCAGCCUGUAAAUCCCGAAAAACAAAGGCAGUUAGAGGUGUCCAAAGUGCACACGAUGAGGCUGAUGCUGGAGCAAGAGCAGAAAUACAUCCGUGACCUACGCAACGAACUCUCCAAAGUGCCUGACGUGAGAAAGCAGGCGCAACUGGAGUCCUCCGAGCAACGUUGCGCCACUCUACAGCACGAGAUAGACUCCAUCACCGCCGGACAUCCCCCACAGCUCGAACCGUCGCCGGCCACUCCACGACUCUCCAGAACCAAGACCAACCUGGACAAGCCCGCUGGCUCACCACCACCAACCAGCUUCCUUAGCGGCCUACCGAGAUCUUUAAGCAACUUAACCGGACAAAGCUUAAGGAAUCUGAGGACUAGACAAAACAAUAAACAAGAGAAUACACCACCUUUAGUCAGACAAAACUCCGACGAAACAAACAAAAGACGACACGUACAUAACAACACAGUUCCAAUGGUCCCGACGACAUGUCUGGAUAAUACACCCCCACCGUUACCUCCCAGGUCUAUAGAGCGUCCGAAGCGAAGUCCGUUAUCGCCGAACAUGGCUCCGAUGAAUCCUUUAGCGAAGCCGAAACCGAGCUCUUCCGUCUCGCCUGCUCACAAGUAUUAUAAAAGGGAUAGAGGAUCGCCGAUGCAUCAGUCGAUGCCGUCAUACGAGAGUCAGAAGUUAAGGAUGUCGUCUCAUUCGCUGGAUGGGGAGUUGGAUGGUCCGCAGCCUAACUCUAUAGCUCUUCAGAUGAGCUAUCCGCUGGUGAACGUCCCGCCUCCGCCCUUGCAGAUGGACGAUAGAACAGGGUUGCCGAUUCUGCAUGUUAGAAGCCAAUCGUCGCCCGAACAUUUGGACCAUGGGCUACCUAGGUCGGGCUGGGCGCGCGGCACGCCGCCGCCCGGCACGCCGCCGCCGCCCUACGCGCACAACACGCAGCCGUGCGCGGAUCCACAGAGAGCGAUUAUCUCUAUGGAGGAAGAUGACUCGCCCGCCUGUGAAACGUCCAAUCCCGGCCUGUUCUCGAAUCUUCGAACAGUGUUGGAUUCCAAGGCGCGAACGGCGGUCUUGCUCAAUUGGCUUUUAGGAGAGAGAAGAUGCGCUUGCGCCACCCUCCUCCUCCUAAUCACAGACGGCUACCGCUCGGCCCAGGGUGUACCCACGUCCACCCUCCGUCGUUGGGCCUACGAGAUACAAUCCACGUUCCUAGCCCCGGCGGCCGUGUUACGACCUCCAACUUUAGACCCGCAGGCAGUUAAAGAGGUCGAAGAUGCGUUACACGACGAUUACGACAAAGAAGAAAUACUUCGCAAUGUUUUCCGAAAAGCGCGGCAGAAGGCCAAAGAAGAAAUGGCGCAACAACUCAACGAGUUUCAAGUGAAAAGACAAGUCGGUCUAGGCGGUCUCUACGGACCGGACGACGCUCAGAUCGAGAGAUGCGUCGUUGACAAGGCUCAGGAGCAAGUGAUAGUCGAGCGUCUUCUAGUACAGUGUUUGUCUGGAGUGGCUAGCGCCGGCGCGGGCGCUGCGGCGGGGGGCUGCGGCGCGCGCGCGGAGGGACGCGCAGCCCUAUUGGCUGCUUUACAAGCCGCCGCGCUGUACCUGCAGUGCAGGCCAGCGACGGUAGCGGCGGCGGCGGGCGGCGCACGCGCAGGUUUCCUACAACGAGACAAGCUGUACAAACAACGCGUCAAACAGCUCGCCAAGAUGAACCCGCAACCGUUCAUAGUGCGCGGGCACCACCUUCAGCUCCAAGCUCUGACCUCGGAAGCUCACUGCCAUUAUUGCGACGAGGUCAUUUGGGGUCUGGCCCCUCAGGCAUACUUCUGCACGGAUUGCAAGUUGCGCGUCCAUCGCAACUGCGCCAAGUCCGUGGAGGAAGCUUGCAUCAUAACCGGUGACCACAACAACCGGAUAUCCCGUCUCAUAGACCUAAUACACCCCGCUCAUCAGCCACAAGACGACAAGAAAGCGAGAAAGGCAGCGAGCACAGCACAUUUUCUCAACAUGGAACGUAGCACCCGCAAGCUUGAAGACGACCAGCUUCCCCGAGCGGAACACGCCCUUACCCCGCCUCAAGGAGAAUCGAAACGAGAGGGUUCCUCCGAAGAGCCAACGGCCCCGGAACCCGAGUCGGAAGUCGCUAGUGAUGUCAGCAAGGACCCUCCUAAGGACACCAAUUGGCGCGCAGCGUCAUCUGGCGGCCGCGGCGUGAACCGCGCUGAGAGCUGUCGCGAGCGCGACCCGCCGCGCCGCGGCAAACAUCGGAACGCGAGCGACCCCAACCGGCUCACCGCGCACAACAACCAUGACCUGGAAGGUGGCGCGGCGACAGCCCCAUCCGGCAGUUCCAGCAGUUCCAGCUUGUCUUCCAGAAGUAACGAGAGCACCACGGUGCCUGCUGAUCUGCAAGCUUCCCAAUCGGACUGGUCGGAGGAAGAGGAUCCCCUCGCCCCGCAGUGGGCGGACAGUCUCCCCCCUCAGAUCCUGGACUCGCUGCUCCUGGAUAAGCGGCUCAGGAAGCGUCAGGAGGUCAUCCAUGAACUAAUCGUCUCCGAAGGCUCGCACGUCCGUUGGCUCAAAGUCCUCGGCGUCGAUUUCCUGCGACCGUUGGAAAAGCAGCCGUCCCUUUUACCCGCCGAAGAACUGAGGGCACUCUUCCCCAACCUCCCUGGUGUUAGAGAGAGACACAUGAAGCUGUACGCGGAUCUGAGGGCGCUGAGGAAUGACUCGAGUAACCAUAUUGUGCCGAUUAGGGCUGUUGCUGAUGCCAUGCUUGGAACGCUGGGUGACUCGGGCUACGCGUCCUGCCUGUCCCGGUUCUGCCGGGGCCAGCGCCUGGCUCUGGAGACCCUCCGCGAGCGGCGCAGGAAGAACAAGGAACUGCACCACUUCCUGUCGGCCCGCGAGCAGCUGCCCAGGUGUGGGAGACUGCAACUGAGGGAUCUACUCGCCUGUGUCUGGCAGAGAUUGACGAAAUACCAACUCCUGUUGCAAGGCGUCGUGGACACGGUGUGCGAGUCGGACGCGGACACGGACGAAGAUAUCGCCCAGCUGAAGAAGGCGCACGACACCGCCAAGGACGUGCUGCAGAGCGUCGACACUGCCAUCAGGACCGCUGAGAAUGACCACAGGCUUCGAACAAUCCAGAACAAACUGGAAAUCCGCGCGGGCAGUGAGUGGGAAGAGUUGCGUAGACUGGACCUAACCCAGAGACAACUUCGCAUGGAAGGAGAUUUGGCUAUUAGGCAUGAUGGCAAUAAAAAGAUCAGCGUUCUGGCUUUGAUGCUGACAGACGUAUUAGUCCUGUUACAACGUGAAGGCGACAAGUUCGUGCUCCGCCCCAUUCCCGCGCCGAGCCAGCAGGGGGCGCUGUCGCCUCUCGUCAAAUGGGACAAGGUGUUGUUCCGUCCGAACGCCGCGGCUCGAAACACGUUCUUUCUGAUGAACAUCAACGGGGUACAGAUGCACGAACUAUCCGCUAAUACGCCCGCCGAAUACGCCACAUGGGUGAAAAACAUCCAAGAGUGUCCUCUGGCCAAACUGACGGAGCAGAAGCCGAGCCUCACCCCGCAGCACGCGCACUCGGCCUCCACCGCCAGCCGCACCACCGACGACGAGGGUAGCAACGUAUCUCGCAACCCGUCCGAUGCCUCCGAGAAAUCCGCCGCGGCCGAGGAGCGGGACAGAGUUAGCGCCGAGAGGGAGAGGGAACGAGCGGUCAGCGCCGAGAGGGAGAGAGAGAGGGAAGCGGAGAAACAGAAGGAGAAAGAGAAGGAACGCGAGAAGGAUGAAGUUGUUGAUAGGGAGCAGCAUGUGUGA
Molecule: messenger RNA, 4457 nt
Organism: Cydia amplana
Lineage: Eukaryota; Metazoa; Arthropoda; Insecta; Lepidoptera; Tortricidae
Gene: RhoGEF2
Exons: 29
Coding region: 333-4457 (1374 amino acids)
Biological process (GO): G protein-coupled receptor signaling pathway
Cellular component (GO): cytoplasm
Molecular function (GO): guanyl-nucleotide exchange factor activity; G protein-coupled receptor binding
Source: RefSeq, a predicted model, not a curated record